Molecule: messenger RNA, 1329 nt
Organism: Balaenoptera musculus (blue whale)
Lineage: Eukaryota; Metazoa; Chordata; Mammalia; Artiodactyla; Balaenopteridae
Product: heterogeneous nuclear ribonucleoprotein H-like
Exons: 2
Biological process (GO): regulation of RNA splicing
Cellular component (GO): nucleoplasm; ribonucleoprotein complex
Molecular function (GO): RNA binding
Source: RefSeq, a predicted model, not a curated record
AUGUUGGGCACCGAAGGUGGCAAGGGAUUCGUGGUGAAGGUCCGGGGCUUGUCUUGGUCUUGCUUGGCCGAUGAAGUGCAGCGGUUUUUUUCUGACUGCAAAAUUCAAAAUGGGGCUCAAGGUAUUCGUUUCAUCUACACCAGAGAAGGCAGACCCAGUGUCGAGGAUUUAGUUGAACUUGAAUCAGAAGAUGAAGUCAAAUUGGCCUUGAAAAGAGACAGAGAAACUAUGGGACACAGAUAUGUUGAAGUAUUCAAGUCAAACAACGUUGAAAUGGAUUGGGUGUUGAAGCAUACUGGUCCAAAUAGUCCUGACACGGCCAAUGAUGGCUUUGUACGGCUUAGAGGACUCCCCUUUGGAUGUAGCAAGGAAGAAAUUGUUCAGUUCUUCUCAGGGUUGGAAAUUGUGCCAAAUGGGAUAACAUUGCCAGUGGACUUCCAGGGCAGCAGUAUGGGGGAGGCCUUCGUGCAGUUUGCUUCACAGGAAAUAGCUGAAAAGGCUCUAAAGAAACACAAGGAAAGAAUAGGGCACAGGUAUAUUGAAAUCUUUAAGAGAAGUUGAGCUGAAGUUAGAACUCACUAUGAUCCACCACGAAAACUUAUGGCCAUGCAGUGGCCAGGUCCCUAUGACAGACCUGGGGCUGGUAGAGGGUAUAACAGCGUUGGAAGAGGAGCUGGCUUUGUAAGGAUGAGGCGUAGUGCUUAUGGUGGAGGUUAUGGAGGCUAUGAUGAUUAUAAUGUCUAUAAUGAUGGCUAUGGAUUUGGGUCAGAUAGAUUUGGAAGAGACCUCAAUUAUUGUUUUUCAGGAAUGUCAGAUCACAGAUAUGGGGAUGGUGGCUCUACUUUCCAGAACACAACAGGACACUGUGUACACGUGUGGGGAUUACCUUACAGAACUACUGAGAAUGACAUUUUUGGUGUCUUCCUGCAGUGGCUAAGCCAGGUCGGCCGGGGUCUUCACUCGCGGACCCUAACCCAACCACGGCCAGGUGGGGACGUGUACGCGCGUGCGCACCCUCCGCCCAGGGCAGAGAAGGCGCCUCCGCCCUCAGGAGCGCGCACGCCGCGCCGAGGGGCCCGGACGCGCGCGCUCCCGAUUCGUCACCGCCUCCUACUCCUCCUCCUCCCCGGCCCGCCCCCUCCCUCGCCUCUUCCUGCCGGGCGGCCCUCCUCCCCUCCCCUCUCCGCUCCCUCCGCCCUGCUCCCUCCGCCCUCCCAGGGCUCUGGCGGCGGCAGAGUGAACGGGACGGGCCCGGUCGCAGAGCGCGGGGCGGCGGGUGGGACCCGGGCGCCUGGCAGAGUUGUUCCGGCCCUGCCCGCGGAGACGUGA